AUGAAUUCAACACGAGAAAAUUUUGAAAUACAACAGUGGCAUGCAUUAAAUAAUAGUGAAAUAACAAUUCCAAAGCAAGAAACUUCAGCACCAUUGGAUGAGGAUGGUUGGUUAUUUCGACCACCUGAAAAUGGUCACGUUAUUACCAGAGGUGCAAUGGUUAGCCGGAUCGUACAAUAUUAUGAGAUGUUUUUGGUAAACGUAUUUUUACUGGGUUUUAACGUACUAAAAAAUGCCAAAGCGGGAGUUUCCACUUCCACAUAUCGUAACGUUCUCUUUGAUGCGUGUGGGGAUCGUUUCAUAAUUCCACAAUUUGAUUUUUGUGCCGCGUCUCGAUUAUUUUGGGGUCUUAUCGCUGGAGCUGUUGCAUACUUUAUAUUCACCUCAAUCGUGGCAUUAGCAUUAUAUAUCGAAUUACGUAGAAAAGGUUUUCAUGCUUCAUUUACGGCAUUUUGGCAUUCCCCCGUUUUCUUAGUAUGUUUUUUUUAUUCGUCGAAACGGAGAGUGGAUAUUUUAAGUAUACCCAAUAAAUAUGUAAAAUUAGCAUCAUGGACACGUAGUCAAAUACAUCGAAUUUCAUUAGCAACUUAUUGUUUAAUAUGUUCGGUCUUGAUUUUUAUCUCAUUAACUCAUGGAACUGCGGAAAAAUCGAAAAUCGACGAUUACAAUCCAUAUUUAAUUCCCUACUAUUUAGCUCUCUAUAUAUUUUCCAAAACAUUACUUGAAAUGGUUCUCACCAUAAUUCAAGAUAAAGAUAUAAGGAAUAGACCAGAAAGAAUUGGAAGAUAUUAUGAGAAUAUCAAAAACAAAUAA
This is a messenger RNA of Diversispora eburnea, 813 nucleotides long. The record is from the annotation of a GenBank genome assembly. Lineage: Eukaryota; Fungi; Glomeromycota; Glomeromycetes; Diversisporales; Diversisporaceae.